Messenger RNA from Dermacentor silvarum, 5492 nucleotides. RefSeq names its product dipeptidyl peptidase 9. Gene Ontology annotation, molecular function: dipeptidyl-peptidase activity; serine-type peptidase activity. The record is from RefSeq and is a predicted model, not a curated record. NCBI's taxonomy places the organism in Eukaryota, Metazoa, Arthropoda, Arachnida, Ixodida, Ixodidae. The coding region runs from base 420 to 3035 and encodes 871 amino acids. The transcript has 18 exons. Gene Ontology annotation, biological process: proteolysis.
ACUUGCGUGGGCUGUGGGCAACUGUGGUGGCCGCGUUCAAUGGCGCCGUCGGUGGAGGUUGAAGUAUAUGUACUACCAUUGGUACUACAUACGGUGUUCCGAAAUACCGUGUGCUGCUUAUUUUAAACCAGCGCCUGCUGCGAACACAGCGUGUGCCACGGGGUCAUCUCUGUAAUUGCACUGUGGGAGGACGUUGCCGGUGCGCGUGCGGCACUCGAGCGUCGUGUCUGUGAACUCUGCGACUGCUCAUCGGCCAGUGACACGCAUGGACCGACGGAGGGCUUUUGCUGCAAAUCGGGAACAACUCCAAGAACUCUGUGCCUUGCUACGAUGCAACGUUAGGGAAUGCACGCAGACUGUAGAAAUCCCCUUGUGGACAGCUAGUUAAUACUAUAUCGGCUCAAGGAAAACCCGGGUCCAUGGAGGCCCUGGUUGCUGAAGGGACGCUGGGUUCCUCACCUGAGCCAUGUGUCAUAGGAGUGACAGCACCAGGUGGCAGCGCCGCCAAGCGCAGCUGGCAACAGCUGCGGCAGGCUGUGCGACAGACACGCUGUCGCUUGUACGGCCUUGCCUCACGCCUGCCCAGCAGCGUUAUCUUUGGCAAGGGUCGCCUCUACUUCCUCAGUCCGCUGACUGAGGGACGUGAGAGCAGCCUCCACUACGUCGACCUGCCUCCACUCCAUGCUCAGGGCACCGAGGCCGCUAGCCUGACUGGGGUUGGUGGCUCGAGCGGUAGCAGUGGCAAUGAAGGUGCGGCAGGAGCGGGUGGAACAUUGGGUUCAGCAGCUCCUCCCGUGCUCCAGUGGCGCCCUCUGCUGGACCCCAAGUUCCACCGGUGUCACCCGCCUGGGCGGCUGUCACGAGAGGAACAGCUCCAGUGGGAGCGGCGCCGCCUCAUGGCCUGGGGCAUCACGUCAUUUGACUACCAGGGUGGUCGCUUCGUCUUUCCUGCUGGUGGCUCCCUCUUCUUCUGCGAUGACAUGCCCCUGGGGGGUCCUCACUUCCCGGUGGAGCUCCGCACGUCGUUGAGCUGUGCACGCCUCAAUGCACAGCUUUGUCCAUUCAACGGUGAUGUCGUGGCCUUUGUGGCGGCAGGUGACCUGUGGGUCACUCACCUGGGCUCAGGUGCCGAGGCACGGCUCACGCACACUCGCUCAGAAGGUGCAACUGUGUCAGAGAGUCCAGUCAGUGUGGGCGUACCAUCCUACGUCACCCAGGAGGAGUUCAACCGGUACGUCGGCUUCUGGUGGUGUCCCAUGAUUGAUGCAGUGGGAACGUACCGCAUCCUGUACGAGGUGGUGGAUGAGAGCGACGUGGAGGUGCUUCAGCUGCCUUCGUUUGGCGAGGAUGGCAUGGCUGGCACAGAGGAACACCGCUUCCCCCGUGCAGGUUCCCCAAAUGCCCGCUCCUCCCUUGCCCUGGCACAAUUCUCACUCUCCCACACUGGACAGAUCGAGAAGGUGUGUCUACUGUCCCUGACUGAGCCCUUGUCAUCACUAUCACCAAGUUCAGAGUACCUGCUAAGAGCUGGCUGGACACCUGAUGGCUCUGCGGUGUGGGCAGAGCUUCUGGACCGUCCACAGCAACGACUGCAGCUGGUGCUGUUCCCGCUGAGCUGCUUCCAACCCCCUGAGGGUUUGCAGCAAGCCUCAGCACAGUCCCUCCUCCUCUGGCAGGAGACCUCCCAAGUCUGGAUCAAUGUGCAUGAUGUACUGAUCUUCCUGCGGCCAGAGUGUCCCCAAGAGCUGCGCCUCCUGUGGGCCAGUGAAGAGUCCGGCUUCCGGCAUCUCUACCUCCUGCAGCUACGCACAGAUGGCCAGGCUCCCUGCACAGCCCUUCCACUGCCCUUGGGACAUGGUUCAGACCGCCUGGUGUCCAAGACACAGCUUACCUCUGGGGAGUGGGAGGUGUCUGAGAAGGAUGUAUGGGUGGACGAGAGCCGACGGCUAGUCUACUUUGUGAGCCUCAAGGACACACCUUUGGAGAGGCACCUGUAUGUGGUGGGCCUUGAUGGCCAAUUACCUGUGUCAAGGCUGACUGAGCCAGGGUACUCUCACAGCAUCUUCAUGGAUCAGGGGUGCAGUAUGUUUGUUACGGUCAAGAGCAGUCUGAGUGAGCCACCCUCGAGCGCUGCGUAUGGGCUGAACCACUCGGAGGAACCAUCAUGUCCACCAUCUCCACGCCUUGUGGCUGUCUUACUGGAGCCAUCAAGACCUGUUGUGAUGCCUCUGCUGGAUGGUGCCAAUGUUGGAGGCUAUCAGGAGCCAGAGCUCUUCAGCCAUACAAUCUCAUCGGGCCACGUGGUGUUUGGCCUGGUCUUCAAGCCAGCACACUUGGAGCCACAGCGUCGUUACCCCACAGUGCUCACCAUCUAUGGAGGCCCAGAGGUCCAACUGGUUACAAACUCCUUCAAGGGCAUGCGGCAUCUGCGGCAGCAUCUUCUGGCCUCCGAGAACUAUGCGGUUGUGGUGGUGGAUUGCCGGGGAUCACGGCACCGGGGCAUUGAGUUUGAGUCACAUAUCAAAGGCCGCAUGGGCACAGUUGAAAUAGCGGACCACGUGGAGGUACUGCAGUGGCUGGCCCAGGAGAAGGACUACAUUGACCUGUCCAGGGUAGCAAUCCACGGCUGGUCCUAUGGUGGCUACCUGUCCUUGAUGGGGCUGGCGCAGCGGCCAGACAUCUUCAAGGUAGCUGUGGCUGGGGCGCCGGUCACCUCAUGGGGGCUCUACGACACGGGCUACACGGAGCGCUACAUGGGUGCCCCCCAGGACAACCCACAGGGUUACAGGAGGGGCUCGGUGCUCUCCUACAUCUCGCAGUUGCCCAGUGAGCAGAACCGGCUGCUCAUCGUGCACGGUCUGAUGGACGAGAAUGUGCACUUCACACACACCAGCCAGCUGGUGGCUGCGCUUGUCAAGGCCGGAAAGCCCUACCAGCUUCAGGUAUACCCAGCUGAACGACACAGCUUGCGGCACUUGGACACGAGUGAGCACUAUGAGACCACGCUACUGAGCUUCCUGCAGGACAACCUCUGACUCUGCUACAAGAUGACAUGGUUCCAGAUCGAUGUUUCGAAAGUGGUGCGAAGACCAGGAUGCCUGAGCCGGCGCCGUCGCUUUACCGUGCCGUGGUGGUUCCUUGCCCUACUCUUCUGGUUGGGGCUGGCAAUGGAAGGUGCUCAUUCAUGGCUGCCAUAUAGCACUGCUGCCUAUUGGCUCUGCAACAGUCCUCCAGGCUACCAGGCAGUACAGACGGUACCCACCGGCCUGGUGAAAGUGAGCUGCAGGCGAGAGGCUAAACAUCAGAUUGAGAUCAUGCAGGCUGCCGUUGUUGCUACUGCGGCCCAAAACGAUGUCUUCUGCUACAUGGUGUCGGUGACUUUCGCUUGUGCUUAGCCCAGCAACACGAGUAGCAGCCUUGCUGCUGUUUAGGGCCAACACAGGCGCUGUGGUAAUGCAGCUUAGGCUGGCCACUGUGGCUCAAUUGCAUGAGUUACAAGAGGCCAGUGCUUUAGCACCAGUCAAUCACCUGCCAUGCCAUUGAAGCUGCAGUGUCAUGAGGGAAGCAGCUUUGGUCGGCCCACCAAGUGUUUCAUAUGCCAAUCAGCAUUCAUUGCUAGAUGCAGUCACUAACGGUGUGCAUUCUUGUCAGCAAGUGAACUCUUCUGUGUGGUUCCCCACCUGUGCCUGGUGAUUGGAGUGACCUGCUAGGUGUGACUUUUACCAUAAUGAUAGUGUGUAUAAGUGAUCAAACAUCCUCACACGGGAAGGCCUGCCCCUGAAGACAGGUUUUUGCAGUCGAUAAGGCAGGAGGGAGGGGGUAAUGGGAAGGGGGGCAUGAAUGUGCACAAUUGUCAUUGUUCUGUGUGUCCCGACUGUGUUGCUGGACUUACGGCAGCCUUUUAUUUUAUUUGACCAGGUAGGUGGGUGUCCUAUGCAUUCAUUGCAGUGUGUGGAAACAGAGUAGGUUGAAAAAAAGGCAUGAAAUGUGUUGCAGAGUGUGCAAGUGUGGACCUUCAUGUGACACAUUGAUAUCUCGAUGAAUGAAACAACAGCUCUUCUCUUUGGUCGUAUUACCGCUAUAGGAAUGCAGAAAUAAUUGUGCCAUGGGCUCUGCUAGUGCUGGGUCACAGCAGCGACAUUAAUGUAAUGCAAAGGCUUGCUCUAAUAUGUUAGUGCAGAAGUGACCAAGAUGCGAGUACAGCUAUGGCAGGAGGGUAACAAUUCAUUUGCCACGGUGAAUUAGUUUGCAGUGGGAUCAUGAAUGUAAUUAUUAUAAAAUAUUUAUAAAUAGGGGAUGUAUUGGUACCUUCUUGAAAGUUGAACUAGAAGGAUUUGUUGUGGCAAAAGAUGCGGAAACCUGAACGUUAUGUCAUCCCAGUAAACUGCUGUUAUUGAUAAGUCUAAAAUUUUUAUAGUGAAUAAGGGGGGGGGGGGGGAAUAAGACGGAAGAAAAAGACAGUGACUGUCCGAAGGGAGAAAUGGUCAAGUUCUGCUUCAUGUGCCAGAAAUUAUUAGAACUCAUGUUGUCAUUACUUUUUGCUGCUGGCUUUUGCCUGCUGAUUACUUGAGUGUGAGAAAUUGCUUCCUUGCUCAUAUUUUACCGACUCAACAAAUCAAGUGCUGUGUUCUAUGAAAUGAAAAAAAAAAAAAAUUUGCUUUUGAAACUUCACUUCCCACUUGAACUGCACAUCCUCCCCCCAUAUUUUUAAACAUUUCAAAGGGUUGAGGCUAAUGAACUUCCUUUGUAGAGGUGGCCCCAUUGGUGGAUGAAUUUUUGGCCCCCAGUUUUUAGAAGAAUGUGCGAUUUGAAAAUCAGACAUUUCACAUUAACACAAUGACAGAUGCUCCCAGAGCAUUAACUGAUUUUUUUUUUUUUUCUGAGGAACCCUAUAAGCUUUCAGAUGCCCCAUUGUCAUUGCUCCCUAGACAUGCAUGCUUAAAGGGCAUAACAAAUGUCUGCACAGAAUCAAAUAGAUACAAUGUGUUAAAGAUGCAAAAAGAAAUACGAAUGAAAAGAGCACACAAGCUUAAUGUGGGAGGUAGGAGGGAUUAGUGCUUACUAAUAUUGUAUUGCAGUGCUAAAGGAAUGUUUGUGUAGGUUGUUGUGUGCAUUGAUUCGAGUACUCUUCUAACCCAAGAAAGCCAUUUGUUGAAUCCUAGAGUUGUCAGGAAUCUGCUUUGCGAACACAUGCUGUCUUGAACACUCUUUAGUGCCAUGUGACAUAGGGAAAGCUCUUAGUGGUACUGCUGGUGGGAUCAUUCUGCCCACUGCAGUGCGUUCACUGAUGACUUAUGGCAUCACUUCAGUUUGAGUAGCAACACGGCCACUCUAGAGAGUUGCACAUGUGCAACAGCUUUAAUAUACAGCAUUCUUCUGCUUGACUGGCUCCAAAACUGCGAGUGGAACUCUACUUUGAGCCUGGUUUAGUAAAUUGUGUUAUAAAGGAUACAAGGAAACACGAAAAUUGAAUAAAGUGAUGAACAAGGGGA